Nymphaea colorata (pocket water lily) is the source of this 784-nucleotide messenger RNA. RefSeq names its product floral homeotic protein PISTILLATA-like. Gene Ontology annotation, cellular component: nucleus. Gene Ontology annotation, biological process: positive regulation of transcription by RNA polymerase II. The record is from RefSeq and is a predicted model, not a curated record. Gene Ontology annotation, molecular function: DNA-binding transcription factor activity, RNA polymerase II-specific; RNA polymerase II cis-regulatory region sequence-specific DNA binding; protein dimerization activity. The transcript is spliced from 4 exons. NCBI's taxonomy places the organism in Eukaryota, Viridiplantae, Streptophyta, Magnoliopsida, Nymphaeales, Nymphaeaceae. The coding region runs from base 44 to 784 and encodes 246 amino acids.
AGCUGGAGGCAGCAGUAGCAGAGAAGAAAGAGAGCAAAUUAAUAUGGGGCGCAGGAAGAUUGACAUCAAGAGGAUCGAGCACCCCAAGCACCGCGACGUGACCUUCUGCAAGAGAAGAAGAGGCCUGAUGAAGAAGGCACAGGAGCUCGCCAUACUCUGCGACGUAAAGCUCGGCAUUGUCGUCUUCUCAAGCAGAGGGAAGAUGUUCGAGUAUUGCAGCCCGAGCACAAGCAUGAAGCAAAUUAUUGACAGAUACACGGGAGGAUUGCCGAUUGAUCAGCGAGGGGGAGGUGCAUCAUCUUCCCGUUCCUUGCUAGACACAUACACGGGAGAUUUAUGGGCUGAUGAACAAUUGUAUCGAGUGCAUGAGGAUCAGAUGACAAGAGAGAUGGCUAGUUUGAAGAAUGAGAGGGAAAUGCUGCACGCAAGCAUAAGGCAUCUCAUGGGAGAGGAUCUCGAGACGCUCAGCAUAAACAAUUUAAACCAACUUGAGCAACAGAUUGAAGCAGGAAUGCAUCGAGUCCGAUCAUGGAAAGAAGUCUCUGCAUAUCGCUCUUUGGGUCAAGCUCAGACUUCUUUUACACCAACAGCAGCAGUCGGCUACAACAGUUUGGAGCCCCAAAUGCAGCCGGACCUCCGUUCUGCAGCACCAACGUCGGUUGAAAGCAGUUUCGAAUCCCAAAUGCAGUUGGGCCACUUUGCUUAUGAACAUGACCGCUACAGGGAUUUCCCCCGUGAGCAAUCACCUUUCGAAUUCCAGAAUACAUACCACUUUUGGAUGUAG